CUCCCUCCAUCCCCAACAACCACAACCAUCCUCGCAAACAAACAACCACACAACACAACCAAAAUGCCUCGUCAACGCCGCGGAGCCGCCCCCACCCCUGCGCGCAGCGCCCCCUCCCGCCCUACCGCCGCGCCCGCUAGACCGGCCGCCCCGUACGGCAGCCAGCAGCAGUCCGCUCCUCACUCGACCUCCGCCGCUCCCCCUCAGCAGCACCACGCCGCUCCUCCUGCUGCUGCUGCUCCGGCCGCUGCUGCUGCCCCCAGCCAGGGCCCCGGUCUGUUCGGCCAGAUGGCUUCGACUGCUGCCGGUGUCGCCGUCGGCUCCUCCAUCGGCCACGCCAUCGGCGGUAUGUUCUUCGGCGGCGGCGGCGGCAGCUCCAGCGCGCCCGCCGAGCCCCAGGCGGCUCCGGCUCCCCCGGUCGAGUCCCAGUCCAUGGACAACGGGCUCUGGGCUGGAAACGCCACCAACAGCUCCUGGGAGGCGCCCGCUUGUCAGACCGACGCCCUGAACUUCCGCAAGUGCAUGGAUGAGAACCAGGGUAGCAUGUCCAUCUGUGGGUGGUAUUUGGAUCAGCUGAAAGCCUGCCAGGCUGCUGCUAAGCAGUACUAAGUUUGCCACUGUACCAAUAACAUUACCAACAAAAUCGAUGGAUGGAUGGAUGGCAUUGAUGUGAAUGAGCUUAUGGAUGGAUGGAUUGGUGCUUGGCGCUUAAUCUGAACAGAACACAACCACGGAAUCAACCACCCAGUCGGUCUGGCUUCCUGCUAAACUGCCCUGGUAUUGAUCCGUGCAGGGGACGACAACGAUGUUGUUUGCAUAGCGGCGUGAUCUCCGACUACUACUACCACUCUUACUACUACUAACUACCACUACCUAUUCUUGUAUACUUAUACCAAUUGUUUUUCUUUUACACAUCGUCGAGAGGUUGGCUACGCUGCCUGGUCCUUGUGUUUUAUCUACUGGAUUGGAUUGGAUAGAUUGAAACAAACAAAAAAAAAAAGAAGAAGAUUCCAC
Molecule: messenger RNA, 1014 nt
Organism: Aspergillus heteromorphus CBS 117.55
Lineage: Eukaryota; Fungi; Ascomycota; Eurotiomycetes; Eurotiales; Aspergillaceae
Product: coiled-coil-helix-coiled-coil-helix domain-containing protein
Exons: 3
Coding region: 64-609 (181 amino acids)
Biological process (GO): mitochondrion organization
Cellular component (GO): mitochondrion; nucleus
Source: RefSeq, a predicted model, not a curated record